Messenger RNA from Mesitornis unicolor (brown roatelo), 725 nucleotides. RefSeq names its product claudin 23 (gene CLDN23). Gene Ontology annotation, biological process: bicellular tight junction assembly; cell adhesion. NCBI's taxonomy places the organism in Eukaryota, Metazoa, Chordata, Aves, Mesitornithiformes, Mesitornithidae. Gene Ontology annotation, molecular function: structural molecule activity. Gene Ontology annotation, cellular component: bicellular tight junction; plasma membrane. The record is from RefSeq and is a predicted model, not a curated record.
CACCCUGGAGCCCACUUCCCACCCAGCUCCCCGGCAUGCGGACACCAACAGCGAUGAUCCUGGGACUGGUGCUAUGCCCUUGCGGGCUCCUGCUGACUCUCACUGGGACACUGGCACCCAACUGGAGGCAGGUGAGCCUCAUACCUGACCAGCCUAUAGACCUCGUAGUGGAGCAGGGCAUUUGGGACAUGUGCAGAGAGCGGCAGAGCAGCCACGACCGGGCUGACGAGCUGGGCUACUUUGAGCAGGUCCCUGUGCGGGUGGCCCAGGGGAUGAUGCCCUCCUCACUGGUGCUCACCCUCAUCGGCUUGGUGGUGGCCACUUUGGGGGUGCGCUGCUGGCGGAAGGAGCCGCGGCACCUGCUGGCUGGCGUGGCAGGGCUUGUGCUGCUCCUUUCGGGGCUGCUGAGCCUGGUGCCGGCCUCCUGGUACACCCAUGAGCUGUGGGCACUGCCUGCCAUGGAUGGCAGCACGCUGAGUGUAGGCUACAGCUUGGUGCUGAGCUACUUAGGAAGCUGCCUGGAGAUCUUGGGGGGGCUGGCCCUCGCCCUCAGCUUCCACCAGUGCUGCAAGGAGCGCAAGGCCCCCAAGCCGCCCCUCAGCCCUGUGAUGGAGACUGUGCCACCCUCCACCACUGGGGCCUACCGCAAUCCCUGGGAUGUGCUGGAUGAUGAGCGAGACGGACGACACUCGAGGAGCACCUUGCCUUGUGACUCUGACUUGUAG